This is a messenger RNA of Larimichthys crocea (large yellow croaker), 2446 nucleotides long. RefSeq names its product PC4 and SFRS1 interacting protein 1a (gene psip1a). The transcript is spliced from 17 exons. NCBI's taxonomy places the organism in Eukaryota, Metazoa, Chordata, Actinopteri, Sciaenidae. Bases 227 to 1771 code for a protein of 514 amino acids. The record is from RefSeq and is a predicted model, not a curated record.
UCCUCCCCCCCCGUGUUGGCGUGUAAUGGUUCAGUCCGUCGACGUCCUGCGCGGGAGCGGAAAACGUGCAUCCGACUCUGGUGGUAGAAGGAGCUGCGUGUGUGUUUGUGUGUUUGUGUGUGUGUUUGUGUGUUUUCCUGGUUGAAAUAACAACACUUCGCUGGACUACGAGUUUCUCACAAGACGUCCGCACAAACUCAGAGCUUUUGGUCAUACCUCCAGCAGCAUGGCCCGGGAUUGGAAACCUGGUGAUCUGAUCUUCGCCAAGAUGAAGGGCUACCCACACUGGCCAGCAAGAAUCGAUGAAGUCCCAGACGGUGCCGUGAAGCCAUCAAAUAUCAAGUUCCCCAUCUUCUUCUUUGGCACCCAUGAAACUGCAUUUCUUGGCCCAAAAGAUAUCUUUCCGUACCAGCCCAACAAAGAGAAAUACGCCAAGCCCAACAAAAGGAAAGGCUUCAACGAAGGAUUGUGGGAGAUUGAGAACAACCCAAAAGUUGAGCUCACUGCACCCAAGCCCGUGCCCCCAGAAUCUUUCACUGAAAAGGAUUUGGACAGCAGCCCAGAAGGAGACGAGGAAGGAGAUGACAAGGGAAUAAAAUCCAAAGUUCCAGGAAGUGAGGCUGAGCAGGAGAAUGAGAAUGUGGAGGAGGAGGAUGAGGAGGAGGAGGAGGAGGAUGAUGAGGAGGAGGAGGAAGGGUCUCUGAUCUCUGAGCAGGGUCCUCAGGACCAGGAUGGCUCGGCACAGAAAGAAUCCACGGAUGUUCCUAAACCCAAGAGAGGAAGAAAGAAGAAGAUUGAUGCCGAGCAGGAGACUGAAAAAGAUGACGCUCCUGCCAGUCCUGUUAGUCCCUCAGGCACAGAGGGCCCGAAACGAAGAGGCAGGAAGCCCAAAAGUGAGAAGUUGCUUUUGCUUCAGCAGCAGCAGCAGCAGGAGCAGCAAGGCUCAGGAAGUGAAAUGGACACUGCCGAGUCAGACAGAAAGAGGAAGAGGGCAGCAGAGGACAAGUCCAAGAGUGGAGAGGAGGAGAAGAGAAAGAAGGAGGAGGCCAAAGUAAAGGAUGCAGAGGGGAAGGAGCCCGAGGCCAAGAAGAAGAAGCAGUCCAAGGAUGACACCUCCUCAGGCUCUGACGAUGAAGAGAAAAACAAAGGCAGAAAGAAAAUCGCAGAAAUGGACAAAGACGUGAGGCGGCGGAAAGCAGAUGAACUGAAAGAGCCGAACAAAGAUGAUGGGAAGAAAAAUGAAGAGAGGACAGGAGUCAAGAAAAAGGAAAUAUCAACUGACUUGAAACUGCAGCGACUGCACAGCGAAAUCAAGAUAUCACUGAAGAUUGACAAUGCUGAUGUGAAGAAGUGCUUGGAUGCAUUAGAUGAGAUCGGUGCACUUCAAGUCACAACCCAGCACCUGCAGAAACACAGUGAACUCAUUGCCACGCUCAAAAAGAUUCGCAGAUUCAAGGCCAGCCAGGACAUCAUGGACAAGGCCACCAUGUUGUACAACAAGUUUAAGAGCAUGUUCCUGGUUGGAGAAGGCGACUGUGUGCUCAGCCAGGUGCUCAACAAGUCUUUAGCUGAACAGCGGCAGCACGAGGAAGCCAAGAAAGGAGCACUGAAGAGAGUGGAACAAGCCAAGGAAAAUAACUCGGACAAGAUGACAAACGGUGAUAUCAGCCCCGAUGAGAAGAAGCAAGAGGCGGAGAGAGAGAAGCUGCUUGAAGACACCUCAGUGGGAGAAAAUCACAGUGUCCCCAAAGCUCAGGAAGAGUCCACUUGAGAGUCCUGCAUCCUUGAAGAAAAGAGAAGAUAUUUGCUGCUGUACUCAUAACAACUGUUGUCCAUACUGGGCUGACCAACUGGGAUCUCCACUCCAGUUCCUUUCGAUGACCGAUAACGAUCACUGGUUUCCAGUUUACUGACUGUCUGUGUCAUUGUUGCUGCUCAAAGGUUUCAGCACAUCAAACCCCCUCAAGUUGAACUGACUGACUGCAUAUUUUAUUUUUUUACUUUGUGUAAUCUUUGCUUUUCAGACACCUUUUGUCACAUGCUCGUGUCUCAUUGGUUUAAGUAAUCAGUGUGAAGAGUAAGAACGUUUUCUGAUUGUUCUAUCGUAUCGUUUCUUGUGCGUUUAACUUGCUUUUUACAUUUACAGAAUCAACAGUUUGAUCUUAACUUCACUUACUGGAGGUACACAGGUUUAGUCGUAGUUAGGAGCUCUAUGACCGUGUCUUAUAAUGAUUAGUACAUUAACAUUUUCUAGAUGCAUAUUCACUUCAGAUAGCCAAACAGAAAAUUUGCCAAAGUUUAUUUUGCCAAUUUUCAACCAUGUUCAAAAUGUUUUUAAAAGUUGGUCGUUUUUAACAUAGAUGUAAAUAAGAGUAUUUUUUUUUUUUGUGCCUGUCUGAUGACCUGUUUCAGCAGCCAAUAAUAAAGUAGCGCAUACGAUAUAGUA